AUGUCAGAAGAUAAAUCAGGUUCACUUUAUUCUUUAUCAAAGCUUUGCGAAAAGUUAAAAGAAGAAUCAACACAUUCUGGUAAAACUCAAAUUAUUUCAUCAUUUUGUAAAGUUUUCAAUGGUGACUUAUAUUUAUUGGCAAAGUUAUUAUUAUGUAAAGAGGAUAAAAGAGUUUUUAGAAUGAGGGAUAAAGUAAUGCUAAAAAUUUGUGCUCAUAUAUGGGAUGCAGAUUUAGAUGACAUGAUUGCAGAUCUGGAUAAUGGUGAUUUCACUGAAACUUGUAAAAAAUUUUAUAUAGAAUAUGGAAAAUAUCCAGAAAAAAGUACUUUAACAUUAAAACAAGUUGAUGAUUUUUUAGAUUCAUUGACAUUAUCUGGCAAAUUUGAUGAACAGGUAAAAAUUAUUUCAAGUUUAUUAAAGAAAUGUACACCACAGGAUUUCAGAUUAAUUUGCAGAAUUAUUGAUAGCGAUUUAAAAAUUAACACAGGCGCAAAAUUCUUUUUGGAUGCAUUGCAUCCAAAUGCAUAUGAUGCCUAUAAAAAGGCAAAUAAUUUACAUGGCGUAAUAGAAAAGAUUCAAAAGCACUCAUUCGAGUCUGAUGAGGAGUCUGAUGAUGAACGUUCAUCCUCCUCUUCAAGUAAUAAAAAGAAAUCCAAAAAAUCAAUCGAUUCAGACGAUUCUGAUAAUGAAAAGUCAAGUAGUAAAAAGAAAUCAAAAUCAAAAUCAAAAUCAUUUGAUGUUGCAAUUAAAUUAAUGACACCAAUUAAACCAAUGUUACCAAAGGCUGUAAAGGAUGUUGAUGAUGUUGCAAAAAGUAGUAGUUGUUUUUAUUCUGAAAUCAAAUAUGAUGGCGAGCGUAUUCAAAUUCACAAAGAUGGAAAUAAAUUCAGUUGUUUCUCGCGUAAUCUAAAGCCAUUAAUGCCAUGGAAAGUAGAUGAGGUAAAGCAAUAUAUUCCAAAAGCAACCAAGGCCAAUCAAAUGAUUCUAGAUGGUGAGGUUCUUUUAAUGGAUACUAAAACUGGUAUUCCUUUACCAUUUGGUACAUUAGGUGCCCACAAAAAGAAAGGUUUCAUUGAUGCCACCGUUUGUGUCUUCUUAUUUGAUAUUCUUUAUUUGGAUGGUAAAUCACUUAUCCAUUUACCUUUAGAAGAAAGAAGAGAGAUUUUAGAAAAGAAUGUUACAGUGGUUAAACAUCGUGUUGAAUUCUCAGAGGUCACCAUCGUCAAAGGUAUUCAAGAAAAAUACAAGCUCACUAAUCUCUUAAAUAGAGCAUUCAAAGAGAAGUUAGAGGGUUUAGUAAUCAAAAAUGCUGACAGUAUUUAUGAACCAGGUGCUAGACAUUGGAUCAAGGUAAAAAAAGAUUAUAUCAAAGGUAUGGCCGAUAGUGCCGAUCUUAUUGCAAUUGGCGGUUAUUAUGGCUCUGGUAGUUUUGGUGGUUUGGUAACUGUUUUCCUUAUGGCCUGUUACGAUAAAGUUUCAAAGAGAUAUAAAACCGUAGUCAAAGCAUCAGGUGGUCUAGAUGAUAAAACCAUUGACAAGCUUCAACCAAAAAUUAAAGAGACCAUGAAAAAGAUUUCAAAAGAUCACACCAAAGUACCAGAUUGGAUCGAUAUCAACAAACCUUAUACACCAGAUUUUAUUGUUGAACACCCAAGAGAUGCAAUGAUUUUAGAAAUUGAGUCUGCAGAGCUCACCAAAACAAAUUACCAUACCUCUGGUUAUUCUAUGCGUUUCCCUAGAAUUGUUAGAUUCAGAGAAGAUAAAGAUUAUAAAACUGCUACAAACCUUCAAGAAUUAAUGGAGCUUGGUAAAGAUGCUAAAAUUAUUCCAACAGAUGAUAUAGAGGGUGAAUUUGACGAUGAAAAUUUAAUUGCUAAAAGAAAUAAAAAAAAAUCAUUAUCAAUUACCGCCACAACAUCUACCACUACCACAACCACCACAAGUAGCAAAUCAAAAGAUAAAGACCAACAACAGAGUGAUAAUGAAGAAGAGGACAGUAAGACAAAGGAUAAAUUAUUUUAUGUAGGUGGAGAUUUAACACAACCUUUUAGUGGAUCGGGUGAUACCAGCCCAAAUAUAUUUGUUUUAAAUUAUGUGGAUAAUACCGAUAAAUGGAAUAAUAAAGGUAUAUCUGGUGCCAUUAGUAAAAGAUUUCCAAAAGUUGUAGAAUCAUUUGAAAAAAUUAAAAGUGGCGAAUCAAAGUCUGAAAAGGUUUUAGAAGAAAAUAUAGAUAAAGAAAAGAAAAAAAUAUUUGUAUGUAACUUAUCUUGUAUAGUCCCACCAAAAUCAAAAGAUGAAUCAUAUAGUUUCUCUUUAAAGCAUUUCAAAUCUGCAAUUAAAGAAUCCAAAGGUGUUAUUAAAAAUAAGAAUGGUUCAGUGCAUAUAGCUAAACCAUCAUUCUCUAAACCAUCGUGGUCCGAAAUUGAAGAGGUUUUAAUAGAUGAACUUUAUGACUCUGGUAUUAAAGUUUUUGUUCACUCAAUUAAAUCACCACCAUCAGUUUCAAAAACUUCGACUCUUUCAUCUAAAACAACUACAAUAGAUGUUUCUGUAAAUAAUAAUAAUAAUAAUAAUAAAAAUGAAAAUGAAAAUGAAAAAACUAGUUUAAAAAGAGAUCGUGAUCAAAUGUUAGAGCAUGAAAUAUUAAAGGAAUUGGAGGAAAAGGAAUUGGAAGCACCAGUGUUUGGCAAUGUAAAUGUAGUAUUCGACCAAUCAGUUUUGGAUAAUCAAAAAUUAGCAAAGAAAUGUGAAAGACUGAUAAAGAUUUUAGGUGGUCGUGUUUCAGAAAAAUGGUGUGCCAUUAAAGGAUUAGAUAAAACCACACACCUUAUUUGUGAUGAUGGAGAAAGUGAUCUUUAUCAUCAUGUAUCUAGAUUAGGUGGGGCCAUAGCCAAAACACAAUGGGUCGAAGAUUGCUUCAACAACGAUUUGUUACUACCAAUCGACGAAAUUUACUGUUAUGUUUCCAAAAAUGGUUCUUCAACAUCUCAAAACCAUUCUUCAAAGUCACUCGAUACAAAUACAACCAAAAACAGUAAUGCAAUGCAAAUUGAUAAAUUGGGCGAGUCAACAUCAACAUCAAAAAAGGAAGAAAAACAAUGUAAAUCAUCACCAUCGCCAACAAAAAAACAACACCUUUUAAAUAUUUUCAGCGACUGUAGUAUUUAUUUACACGAAAAUGUAAAUGACAGGGACACAUUAAAAAGAUAUAUAGUGGCAUUCGGAGGUGAUGUUGUAGAUCAAAUUAAUGAAAAAACAACCCACUUAAUAGCAUCUUUACCCCCAAAUUUUUCGACCGUUAAACCAAAAGAUUUAUUUAAACAAUUUUUACAACAAAACAAAACCCACAAUAAAAAAAUUGGAAAUUCACUUUGGCUGUGGGAUUCAAUUAAUAUGGGUGAAGUUUUAGAUAUCAAAUCUUAUAAAUUAUUUUAA
Molecule: messenger RNA, 3435 nt
Organism: Dictyostelium purpureum
Lineage: Eukaryota; Evosea; Eumycetozoa; Dictyosteliales; Dictyosteliaceae
Exons: 3
Coding region: 1-3435 (1144 amino acids)
Biological process (GO): lagging strand elongation; DNA biosynthetic process; mitochondrial DNA repair
Cellular component (GO): DNA ligase III-XRCC1 complex
Molecular function (GO): DNA ligase (ATP) activity; ATP binding; DNA binding
Source: RefSeq, a predicted model, not a curated record